Messenger RNA from Heterostelium album PN500, 249 nucleotides. RefSeq lists its product as uncharacterized. NCBI's taxonomy places the organism in Eukaryota, Evosea, Eumycetozoa, Acytosteliales, Acytosteliaceae. Bases 1 to 249 code for a protein of 82 amino acids. The record is from RefSeq and is a predicted model, not a curated record. The transcript is spliced from 3 exons.
AUGGGGAAUUGUGUACCCGGCGACAGCUCUCCUCUUUCAGUGGUUCUUGAUACAGCUUCGAGACAGUCCUUAGAUGCAAGUGCCGAGACUCUGAUAAAAAUAGUGAAUGUACUAAUGAUCGUAAAACUAGUGAAAUUUGAUAAAUUAACUGAUAUGAUCUCAAGAAACUCGAUAACAUACUGUCUUGGUACCUGUGGUCGUCCAACUCCAAUCCGUUCAUCGACUCCAAGAAAUAUAAAAACACAAUGA